Molecule: messenger RNA, 4286 nt
Organism: Blastomyces dermatitidis ER-3
Lineage: Eukaryota; Fungi; Ascomycota; Eurotiomycetes; Onygenales; Ajellomycetaceae
Product: nitrilase
Exons: 2
Coding region: 3059-3952 (297 amino acids)
Biological process (GO): L-glutamine metabolic process; oxaloacetate metabolic process
Cellular component (GO): mitochondrion
Molecular function (GO): omega-amidase activity
Source: RefSeq, a predicted model, not a curated record
AACAACCCAAGAAACAAGUACGGCACCAGUUCUCCGAUGUUGCUUCUAUACCACAUACGAAGCACCACUGUGGUAGGGUUCCCUUUUCCUCAGCUUCUGCACUAAGUUUUGCCCGGCGACCUUUGCUUCGUGGUCCAAACACGUGGGCCUCCAGAGCUUCACGGUCAGCGUUCACGGCAUCAAGUUUGGGCAGCCAGCGAACCCAUGGACAUCGCCUUCUAACCCCCGCCAUAACAUGCAGUCGCAUGGAAAUAUCUCUGUCAAGGGCCAAAAAUCCCCCCAGCCCUUUUACAGGCUCGCCUGGUGAGUGCGCUUGGAUGACACUGUAGAAAGUCUGCCCGAUUUUAAGGCUCCUUUGCACCCAGUUCUCAGUUUGGGCAGUAUAGAGAACGCCCAUAGCCUCAAGCAGGACUGGGAUUGUUACUGGCCGACUGACUAGGGCGCGCCAGUACAUGAUGGUCUGAAGGAUAUCUUCUUCCUGUACGAAGCCGAGAGGACGAGUCAUGGGGCUAUCAAAGUUGAUGGCGAUGCCACUGGUCCCUAAGCCCUUGCCGAAUGCGACCAGAUCAGGCUUUUCGUUGCCGUACUCGCUCCGUUGGAACGCAAAUGGGGAACCACAUCUGAUGGCUGCAAGCGCCUCGUCAACUAUAAACCAGAGCUUGUGUUCUGUGCAGCACGUCUGAAGCAAUUUGAACCGCUCUGGGGAGAGAACUGAACCAUCCUCUGUGCUGACUAUAUCAACAACUACUGCAAUGCAGCCUUGCGCCUUUGCUUGUGCCAAAGAUGCACUCAGACUUUCUCUCGUUAUGUCGUCAUCGACGUGAACCACGAUUGGUUUGGGGCCAGAGGCGAUGAUCUGCAUCUCCCAUUCUUUGGAGGCAUGAGCCUUUGAGUUAAUGAUUAGAUACCGUUGCCCUUAGAACCUGUGAAAAAAUCGUCCAACCCAAAUACUCACAAGAGGACCAAACGCAGCCCCAUACAAUCCCUGAACAACCGCAAAUUUUGGUUGCUCUACAUGCAAUUGCUCCCACCCUAGAUAAUCCAAUACAAACUGCUGGAUUUUCCUCCCGUCUUCCCCGGCGGAUGAACUUGGAGCCAAAGUCGGAUUGUUCAAAACUAAAGGACUGGUUGCGCAAGUGUUCUGAAUCAGGCUAGAGACUGUGGUCGGAAGUAGUGCGUCGCUGACAUGGCCGUGCAAUGAAAUUGGAUAGUAUCCGUCGAAGAAGUCCCGGAAGAGAGCAGUAUAUUCCCUGAGCAGGUUGUGGUAAUUUCGCCGGACUCCGGUUGGGUCACGCCCAUACUGUUCCCACAAAGGCAGUAUUCGUUCAUGAUUCAAGACGCUCUGGGCUGAGUAAUUGCAUCCCCAGGAGUUGUGAAGAUCGUGAUCUGGAAGUAAGUCCGAUGGUGCACUGUCCCGGCCAUGGCUGUCCCCUCGGGACGGCGGAAGUACCCUCGAUAAAACCGAAGAUAGCCAGGACGACAUCGCAAAUGAUAACGACAGAUAUCAGAGAAAGACAGGGCAUAAAUCUGCUGCAAAGGGUAUGAAGAGACUGGGGGCUUUGGCACUAGCUUUGGUCAUUUUGCCAGGAAAGUACCCUGGGAUAUACAAUGGGUGGUCAUCGUCUAAGAUCUUGUAUACUUUGCAUCCCACGUCCCGUUCCCUGAUAGAAAUGGGGAGUUUCAGCCUUAUCCUCCCGGAAUGUAAUGAACACGCUUGAAUUGCGCCCCGAUUUCUAACUGGGCCAGCUGAUGCCAACUCACCAAAUGUCGAAUAACCGGGCAAAGCUAUGUACGGGGUACGUACAUAAACAGUCAGUUCAAUGACAUAUCACUGUUUUUUGGUACAGGGUAAUUGCAUACAAUUUUGAUAUUCUAGUUUAUUCCAGGGAGUUAGGGCCGUCCCUCCAGAUAUCCACCCCUGCGGAGUCCUCCAUAGCUGACUGUUGGUACAUUUGCUAACCCACAGUUUCCGUACAAGUCAGCGCAUCCCCACAAACAGGAAUGGAAUUGGACUUGGGAGUUGUGGGUUGUAGGUGAACUGUUAAAAUCAUGGCCAUUGGAACAGAAGCCUAGAUUACAAAGGCUGUCCAAGAUGUUCUGUUCUUCAAUUAAGCUAUUGCUCUUAGUUUUAGUUCGGUGUAUUCGUUUUGAAAUAUCCAAAAAGAGAUUGCUGCUCGUUUAUAUGCUGGAUUCUGUUGAAAUGUGUUCCGGGUGAUUAUCCUCAUUGCUGUGAACCCAAAUGUUGAGGCUGAAUUAUUUAAACUCAGCUGCUUCACUCCUGAUCUCAUUCAGUGAAUAUGAUCAUGACUAGAUGAGUUAGGAGUCUCACUGAAACUAUAUGAGACUACCAUCUUCAGCAUGUAUCUGGUGAUCAGAAUCAAUCAAUGAGAUCAAUGAGAUUGAUCACAAAGCAAAAUGGUCACAGUCAUGUGACCUUCAUAUCUAGGGCAAUGAUAUUGUAGGCUAACUACGGAGUAAGCGCACUGCUGGUAUAAGGGCCGAUCAACCCGGGACCCCCAACAGAUAUCUAUCUAUACAAGUGUUUUUAUGAUUAAAAAAUCUUCUAUAUACAGUUGCUAACUGUUCGGAAUGCCCCCUUACUUUUGGUGUCAAGCUUCUCAUUUUCAAAUAUUGAUGGGCCAACUGUUUGGCAUAUUCUAUUCAACUAUGUCUCUAAAUGACUUCAGCACUAUAACUAGUUAUAGCAUUAACAGUAACAAUCAUUCUUAAUCUGUCUUUCAGAGACCUUUUUUGAAUAGAUAUGUCAUGCAUUCUAAAUAUUCUCCUAAUUAUUACUAGACAAUGGCAGAGAUUAUCAUGAUCGCCCAAAAAAUGAAAUUUAAUAAUAAACAAUAAAAAAGAAUAGAUAAAUAAUCAUGCAUCAUGAUAUGAUGGCUUAACUUAUCCUUAUCAACUUCAAAGCCGAGCCUAUGUUUAGCCGAGAGUCAACCCUCUAUUUCUUGAGAAACCCGUACAACUAUCAGACUAGCAAUUGUCAUUCAUUUAUCGCUGGUUUAACAGAGCAAAUCCUCUCUUCGCCUCCCACCCAUUAGAUAUCAUGGCUGCUCUUCUCAAGAAGCCGUUGAAGCUUGCCCUGGUGCAAUUGGCCUCAGGCGCAGAUAAAGCUCUCAAUCUCUCACACGCGCGCACCAAAGUGCUGGAAGCCGCAAAGGCUGGCGCAUCCCUCAUCGUCCUACCAGAAUGCUUCAACUCCCCCUACGGCACCCAGUACUUUCCAAAAUAUGCAGAGACGUUUCUCCCCUCUCCACCUUCAAAGGAGCAAUCCCCAUCCUUCCACACCUUGUCCACCCUAGCCUCAGAAGCAAAGGCCUAUAUAAUCGGCGGCAGCAUCCCCGAAUUCGCCCCAGAGAGCAAUAAAUAUUACAAUACUUCCCUCGUCUUCUCCCCUACAGGCACACUGAUUGCCACCCACCGCAAGACACAUCUCUUCGACAUCGACAUCCCGGGAAAAAUCACUUUCAAAGAGAGCGAGGUGUUGACGGCGGGUAAUAAGAUAACCAUCGUUGAUUUACCGGAGUAUGGCAAGGUUGGUCUAGCUAUAUGCUAUGACAUACGCUUCCCGGAGUCUGCAAUGAUUGCGGCACGCAAGGGCGCUUUCCUAUUGGUAUACCCUGGCGCGUUCAACAUGACUACGGGGCCUCUGCACUGGUCAUUGCUGGGACGGGCGAGGGCGAUGGAUAAUGAGGUCUACGUUGGUCUGUGCAGUCCAGCUAGGGAUAUGAAUGCCACGUACCAUGCAUGGGGCCAUAGCUUGGUUGUGAAUCCCCGGGCAGAAGUUCUGGUGGAGGCUGCAGAGAGUGAGGAGAUCGUUUAUGCCGAUCUAGAGCCCCAGGUGAUUGAGGAUAUUAGGAAGGGCAUUCCCAUUUAUGAGCAGCGGCGGUUUGAUGUGUAUCCUGAUAUCAGCAAGGGGGAUAUCAAGUUUGAGGAAUGAGGGCAUUUGACAAAUAAGCUAUUUACUCGACUAAUGACAUGAUAUAUGAAGUACGGUGAGAAGGGCAAGCUCAAUCCGUCCGCGCCUCUGCUCCCUAGAACCGCUUGUGACGCAUUUGAAUCGACUCCAUACAAUUUCUUGGGCCCGCCGUGGAUUCCAAUCCGUAGUUCAUGGACUUAAACACACAAUAGCAAAGACACAGAACAUAUCAAAUGCUAUUACAUAACCGUAAAAUGGCAAAGCAUAUAAUCUAAUAGAUCGCAGCUGUCCUUGGAGAUUUUGCAUUUAUUUCCCAAACAGGAAGGAGCGGAAUUCCAUCACGUGAUAUUCAAGC